Messenger RNA from Ambispora gerdemannii, 824 nucleotides. NCBI's taxonomy places the organism in Eukaryota, Fungi, Glomeromycota, Glomeromycetes, Archaeosporales, Ambisporaceae. The record is from the annotation of a GenBank genome assembly.
AACAUCCGGGGACUGAUGAACUUCCCUCUGAUAGCAUCAUAAUGAAAAUUGUCUGCUCAAAAUAUUUUAUAUCAUCUCCGGUUAAAAACAAUUCUUCUACGACUAUGCAAUCUAAUCAAGCUAGAAAUCGAUUAUACAAAGGACACGAUAUUAAGAAUUUAGAUCAUGCAAUAAUAAAAGUGUUUACAAAUCAAUCUUCAUGGGAAAUUGAAAAGAAGUUUCUCUGUAGCUUAAAGUCAAAAUUUGUUAUCAAAUGGCUGGAUAUGGAAAUCAAUAAUCAUUUCGGCUUUGUGUCUGUUACCUCUUAUGCUGGUGAAAACUUGGAAACAAAAAAAUAUAUAUUUAAUGGUGCAAUUGCAAAAAAGCAAAUCCUAUUAAGUAUUUCUAGAGCAAUUGAAUUUCUUCAUGGUGAAAAAGUUGCUCAUCUCGAUUUGAAGCUCUCAAAUAUUAUUUGUAAGCCGAACAACCCAUACAAGAUACGCCUUUGUGAUUUUGAAUCGGCGAAAAAUUUCGGUGACUACCUACAAUCCGAUCACUUUUGCUCAUGUGGAUUUAGUGCCCCUGAGAUUGUGCAACAUGCUACUAUUAAAGUUGGCUCUGCUCAAGAUAUAUUUAGCUUAGGUUGCAUUUUCUAUUUCAUUCAUAAGAAUAUGCGCAUUUACGAUGCUUUCGACGAUUUACGCAAUUCAACUUGUUUUGAUCAUCGUGUUUAUGGUGAAAUUGUUGACGAGCAAGCUGCAAAUAUUACUUUACGAAUGUUAGAUUGGAAUCCAAAUGAUCGUCCAACAAUACAAAAAGUGAUAGACUCGGAUUAUUUUAAAUGA